GAUUGGUUUUAAAAGCCUACAGACUAUUAACAAGGUAAAACGGUUACAUACAUGCAGUGGCGCAGAUAGGAUUUUUGAAUUGGGGGGGGGACCAAGGAUAUGUUUUCCUUGUGCAAAGACGGCAGAUGCUGUUUUUUUGUCCUGUAAGUGGAGGGGACGGAUCGAGGUCACUGAAUCUGAAGGAGAUCCGUCCCAUCCGUCCCUGGUGCUAACUGCGCGCCUGCAUACAUGUAUAUAAGUGUAUAGACGUGUCUCGAAUUGAAAAUCUUACUCCAACAAGCUGACCAAAUUGGGCAACCCUGUAUUUACUACUGUUGGUCAAAAUAAACCAUUUCAAAAGCAUAAACUACUGCUUCGAAAAUAAAGUAAUUCUACGCAAAAAGCUGACGGACAGCAGACUGCCCCACGUAUUUUCUCCGCACCGACAUCAGGAGAGGAAAGGCGGCACUGCGCCGGAAGGUGGCCCCCUUCUCCCGCACAGAAGUGGCUCCGUAGCCGUGCUCGUCCUCCUAGAUGCCCGGAUAGAUCUCAGGAAGCGACCUGACCGCGGCGCGCAGACCUGGAUGUCAGCCUGAUGCUGGGGGCGAUGCGGCCGGGAUCGGUGGCCGGGGCCGGCUGAUGCGGCGAUUAGCGUGAUGCUACGGCCGAGCCUGAGCGCCUUUACACGCUGCAUGAGCCACUAAGCGAGGUGUACUGGUAGGUUGAUGGUCACCAGUUGGGCUCCCUCAUGGAGGAGGAGCACCCAGACAGCACCAGGGGAGUGAGGCAAGGAUGGGGGGGCAUCAUGGAUCUCCAGAACAACCUGGACCGCGGCCCCUGCCCCACGUCGUCCCUCUCCGACGAAAAUCAGAACAGGCUAACGGAGAACGGGCAGGACGAGAUGGACGGCAGCCUGCAGACGGGCCGCACGCCGUCUCAGCAAGACUCUGAGAAUAACAACGAGGAAGAAGACUGGCAGGCUGACAGGCUGGUGGACAGCUAUGGCGAGUCCCGGGCAGGAACGCCGCGGGCAGGAACGCCAGACUCACCAAAACACAGCACAUGGCUCACUACCCAAACUGCCAGUACUGAGAGGUGCCCCCCUGUGGGUCCAGUUGGCAGUGUGUCCAGCUGCCUUGACCAGACCUCUGACGGCAGCCAUGGCGGUGAACCACUCGUACCCGGGCCUAGCCCCUCCCCGGUGGCCUUUCUGCAGAACCUGACGGAGCAUUCGGAUUACACCCUGCUUCCACAGUGCCUGCACCAGAUAGCAGAGGAUUUCUUCCUUGAGGAAAACUAUGAAUGGGCAGUCCAGUUUCUCCAGUUGGAGAGAGACUACCACCAGCGGCUGCUCUCCAACCUCGCCCGGCUACAGGAACACUGGGGUAUCACUCAUUUCUUCUUUUUUGUUCUGCUUUUCGUUGCUGUCGUCUCAUCAUGGCAUUUACCCCCCGUCUGGAUGGCCAUCUGUCAGUGCGGCCUGUUCAGCAGCCUGUCUCCUGGAUCUGUCUUCCUCUGUCUGUCAGGCAGCCGGGGGUCAGGAAGCUACUUUAAUACUAGGACCGCCACCGUGGUAACCGGCCCGUACCUCCGUGUUCCUAAGCCAGGCGUUUUUGAUUCUAAUCCCAUCCGUGCCCGUUACGGCUCCCUGUCCCAUUUGUGCCAGAUUUGGGUCAGAAACUAUUCACGUAAAACAGGUUUGGAUAAAGAUAGAGAGAUCACUCUGGUGAUGAUGUGUCUCUGUUUCGCAGACAGCAGCUCUGAGUCACCAGGGAGGACCGGGGUACUUAGAAUGGAGGAUGCAUCCGUAACACAGCAUGCUGCAGACAGCACAGGCCUUGGAUUGCAGCAGGGAGUCAGUUCAACUUCCACGCUUGACCACCGGGAGGAGAUGCUGCUCUCUGCUGAUUCCCCAGCCAUUCCCACGUCGGAUAAGACUGGCAGGCAUUGUCCGGAUGAUUCUGCGAGUGUAGACGGGGUCGCCAUAGCGGAGUCACCAAACAACGCAAGACUAGAGGCCACCUUGGGAGGUCUGCUGGCUGACAGCUCCUUAUAUCCUGAGGAGGAGGAGGAGGAGAACCAGACGGACCUCGUAACGGAUCUCCCAGAGUCUGUCCAGCAGGCAGAGGGAUAUGACACAAGGACGACCUCGGGGCUGGCAGAAGCCAGGCAGGACUGGGCCCCUGAGACGGGGGAGGUGGCAGCUGCUGGAGACGAGGACGAGGGAGGGGCAGACGCUGGCGAGAUGAGCUCAGCGGGACCCAACUGGCUGGGAGAGGAGAAGGAAGAGACUGGCUCCAGCAUGGAGCCGGCAGACAGUGAGGGGGCAGAGGGUGGGGAGGAGAAGCCAGAGAUCGUGGAGGUGGAGGUGUCGGAGGAGUCCAACGAGCUGGAGGACAAUGGUUAUGGGGUGGAUGUAGCGGGGGACGGACAGGCGCAGGAGGCAGGAGAAGCACCGCAUGACUCACUGGAUGACUUGGCCAAACGCAUUCAAGUGGAGGAGAUCACGCCUGCCUCAGGUCUGGUUUCCAUACUGAAGAGGAGAACUUCCCCAGAAGUUAGCUCCGCCCCUGCACCUCCAAAGCAGACCUCUAAGCGUAAAGUCCGAUUCAGGGAGCUGGAUGAGGUACCAGACCAAGAUGAGGUGGGGGGGGGCUCCUGGCUGCUGCUCCUCCUCCUCUGCUUGGCCACCGUGGUGGUCAGUGUGGGUGGGACGGCCCUCUACUGUGCCCUGGGUGACGUCCAGUCCAGCGUGUGCACGGACUUCUCCCGAAACGUGGACUUCUACUUCAGUCAGGCGCAACGCGGCCUGGACGAGCUCCGGCACUGGCUCUCGCCCGGCCCCUUGUAGGGGGUGGGCAUUGUGCCCCGUGUUCUGCGGGGCAAGGCACAGCAAGACCGGAGGUUGGGGCACAAUGUCUCUGUGUUUUAUGUCUUAAUAUGUCUCCUUUUCGGCCUGUUUUCCCAUCUCCAUCUUACCCCCUCAGCUCUGCUGGAUUUUCUGUAUAUUUGGAUGCUAUUUUUUCCCCUCCAUGUAAAGUUGGAGGUUGAUAAGCUGUAAAAUCCACCAAGGCAAAAGCUGGUCUUUUAGCUCCAGGGCUGUGGUGAGUCCCAGUCUUAAAGUCUCAGUGAUGCUCAUCAAGCAUGAAAUUCAGUCUAGAACAGGUUCGAUUCCCUUUAGUUGCUGGUACUCGGGUCUGGCUUGUUGCUUUGUCUGCUGGAAUAUAGCGGACCGUGUGCUCAGGGCCGGCCUAACCCUAUUUGGGGCCCUAAGCAAAAUUUGAUUAACCUAGUUGUCAUUUGCCAUCUUCCCUCCCAUCCUGACAGGCUGAUUGGAUGGCAGCGCCCCCUGGUGGGUGAUUUACCCUCAGCAGCCACUUAGUCCAUAUGCCUUGAACAGGCCCUGCACAUGGUCAUAUAUUACACAGCCUAAGUAAAUCGCAGUGAAGUUGCAGUCCCACAAGGGGACGCAGUGGCAUCUCCACGAUUUAAGAGUCGGGCUCCAUAUUUAGUGCUACUACUGCUCACGAUCAACUAAAAAGUCCUGCAAUGGGAAAGAAAUCACAUUGAUUUUAAAAAAAAUCUUUUAAUCUGAAAUUGUCUUCAAGGAGAUUGCUUAUGCUCUAUCGUGUUCCUCUUUUGGGAGGGUCAUUGCUGUACUGAACACUGUUUGGUCAUGGGGAAGUGAGAUGUAGCCUCCAUGUUUGGGGCUGAAGUUUCAUGCAAAUAUAGGAGGCAGUGAAAAGGGAGCAGUAUGGUCCUCUGGAUGCAGUCAGCUCUGACAUUAGGAGGUAAACAGCAAAAGCUGAAAGCUCAGGCAUACGUCCACUUUCCGUCUUAUUUUAGCUGGUAUAUUCGCUGUCAUUCUUUUCAGCACACGUAAGACGUGCAUUACCUCGCGGUGGACUGGCUUAAUUUUUUCUUUUUAAUUAGGGUUAUUUAAAUGUUUUUGCUUCAGUUUUCAAUCCGUUCACAAUGGUGUCUUGCGUCACAGUAAGUGCAGCGAUUCUGUGCAGCACAUUUCACUCGGGGAACAGAAACUCUCUCUCUGAAGAUCAGUAUAAGCAGCUGGACCUUGUGACGAUGCAGGGAAGCCAGGGGCAUGUUGCAGGCAGAACCGUCUAGGAAUGAAUCCAUCCCCUAACGGCUACAUGGCAUGUUGCAGGCAGAACCGUCUAGGAAUGAAUCCAUCCUCUAACGGCUACAGGGCAUGUUGCAGGCAGAACCAUCUAGGAAUGAAUGCAUCCCCUAACGCCUACAGGGCAUGUUGCAGGCAGAACCGUCUAGGAAUGAAUGCAUCCCCUAACGCCUACAGGGCAUGUUGCAGGCAGAACCGUCUAGGAAUGAAUCCAUCCCCUAACGGCUACAGGGCAUGCGUGCUACACCUUAUUCUUUCUACUUUUUGUGUCUUCUGGCUGGCUCAGGUGAUACUCUUGCAUAAUAAUUUUUGAAUCGAAGUAUUUAUUUUCAGUAAAACUCAAUAAGAAAAUAAAUAAAUACAUUUAGCUUUUUUGGUAUUACUUUGACAUGUGAUAUAAUUUUAUUUGACCCAUUUUGGCCUUAAUAGAUAUAUUACAUGUGCAGUUUAACCAUAUAAAUCAUGCCAGUAUCACACGAAUUUUGUUUUUAUUUUUACAGUGUAUUUCAGUGUACAGUGAUGUAUCACAUUGUUUAAAUUCAUCCUGAUUUUUGUCUUUUAAAGUUUUUUAAAGACCUGUAAAGAUAUAUGAACAGAUUUGUAGGUUAACAUAUUUUAUUAUGAAUUCCCCUAUGGACACUAAAUAUUAUUGUGAGAGUUCAAAUAGGUGAAUGAUUUGCUUUUAAGUCAAGGCUCUUAAUGUUUAGGCCCACUCUGUGUCUGUGAGGUUUGUAAGUUUUUGCUGAACUUAAAUCAAAACUUUAUCAAUGUAAUUGUUGGGUAGUAAUGCGACACCCUAACUGCAUUUACAGAUAUCAGUCAGGUGAUUGAAUUGUACUCUAAAAUCGGCAAGACUGAACCCCUUUCAGGAUCACAUCUGGGUGUUUUCAAGACACAUUUAAAACCUUCUAAUAAGUGCUGUAUUUAAAAUUGCUUUUAAAACUAAAUUUUGGCUAAGACGUGGAUAUCAGCUCCUUAGCUGUGUACUGCAAUUUUCUGUUUUUCUGUCCAAUAACCUUUUAAUGAACUGUGCCACUCUGAGAAUGAAGACUAGAAUGAGACCUCCUCUUGUUCACUGCAUCUUCUGCCCUCUAGCUGUGUCUCAUGGUGUUGCAUCCUCUCAGGUACUACUGUUUAUAAUUAGCAUGUUUGCUAACUUCUUUUUUUUCUUCCAUUUCCUUGUCUUGUUCUGCACA
This is a messenger RNA of Paramormyrops kingsleyae, 5313 nucleotides long. The record is from RefSeq and is a predicted model, not a curated record. NCBI's taxonomy places the organism in Eukaryota, Metazoa, Chordata, Actinopteri, Osteoglossiformes, Mormyridae.